Messenger RNA from Phycomyces blakesleeanus NRRL 1555(-), 1290 nucleotides. RefSeq lists its product as hypothetical. Lineage: Eukaryota; Fungi; Mucoromycota; Mucoromycetes; Mucorales; Phycomycetaceae. The transcript has a single exon. The record is from RefSeq and is a predicted model, not a curated record. The coding region runs from base 1 to 1290 and encodes 429 amino acids.
AUGAUGAAUCAGUGGAUUGAACGUGGUGUUCUUGGAGACAGAGAUUUGACAGCCAUGCAAAAGAUAGCUGAUAAGAUGAUUGUAUUAAGGGGAUAUACUGCAUUGAAAAGCAAAAUUGGCAAAAAAUUUGCAUUUAUGAAAGCAGAUGAGUGGAAGUCAUGGGUAUUGAUAUAUUCUCCUGUGGUGUUGAAGUUGGUGCUCUCAUCCUUGCAUUUCAAUAACUGGAUUGAUUUUGUCCAUGCAUGCUGUCACCUUGUAAAGCCCAGCAUUACAUUUGAUGAUAUUAAUACCGCCCAUAGACAUCUCGAAAAAUUUUGUGAAAAAUGCAAUGAAAUUUACACUGUCACAAUCCUUACCUAUAAUAUGCACUUACACCUCCAUAUUCAAGAAACUAUUCUCGAUUUUGGACCAGUGUAUAGUUAUUGGCUCUUUGCAUUUGAGAGAUACAAUGGCCUACUCAAGAAUAUCAGCACAAACAGCAAGAACGGUUUUGAAGCCACAUUUAUGAGAUGCUUUGUUGAAGAUAUAUACAAAAGUGAUUUUGUUAAUUCUGCUCUCACAUGUCCCACUCAAGCUCCCUUUCUUUCUGUCUUUACCUUGCCAUCUGCCUCCUCCACAAUUGUUCAGCCACCAUUCAUUUUGCAAGCAUUUGUGGAUUCUUCUGAAACUACCAGAAUUCCUAUCUUAGGCAACAAACCUCUCCCACCUACAUUCUUUCCACUUUCAGUUAGUAAACCUUCUUCAAUGAGUGAUAUUAAUUAUCCCCAUUUGUUGGAAUACUAUAAACUUGCAUACCUCACUCCUGAUCUCAUCCAUUAUCAAAAUGCUGCUGCCUCUCCAUUCUUUGUCAACAAUCAGAUUAUAAAGUUGAAAUCAAUCAAUAUUCUUGGCCAAGUGUACUAUGGCAAUAAUGGCACCACUGGCCGCGGAUCAUAUGUCCAAUCAUUGUUUCUUGGCAGUGAUGGAAGUACAGAAACAACCUUCACUUGUCAAAUCAAGUAUAUCUUCAUUCAUUCAUUUACUCCUCCUUCAAUGUCGCCCUACUAUGAAGCCGAUUCCACUCAUCAUGAUCAACAUAUAUUUGCGUUUGUCAACUGGCUUCCAUUACUUGGAGAUGAAUCACAAGAGAAAGAUGGAGUUGAUAUUUGUGGUUCAACACCUUUGCCAUCAAACUAUCAUUCAAUUUUGCCUGUACAUAGAAUCUCUUUAGAAGUAGCAAUUGCUAAUCAUACAACAGGACUUGUCCAAAAAAAACUGGUAAUUGCCUUACCAAAAAAGCUUUAUACUUAA